This is a messenger RNA of Xyrauchen texanus (razorback sucker), 5693 nucleotides long. Its product is annotated as AF4/FMR2 family member 3-like. Gene Ontology annotation, cellular component: nucleus; super elongation complex. The record is from RefSeq and is a predicted model, not a curated record. The coding region runs from base 67 to 3762 and encodes 1231 amino acids. The transcript is spliced from 18 exons. Lineage: Eukaryota; Metazoa; Chordata; Actinopteri; Cypriniformes; Catostomidae. Gene Ontology annotation, biological process: regulation of gene expression.
UCGUGCGGUUCGCGGCGCUGCGCUUUUGUACCCGCUAAAAUGGACAACUAAACAAUAAACUUCAACAUGCCUACCGUUUAUGGAAGUAAGGGAAAACUUGCAAGUGUUUGUUUCAUGCUUCAGCACGCAUCCCAGGACAUGACCCAGUCCUGGCCUUACCAGCAGCCCCCAGAGAAAGGGAGCACUCAGCACUUCCUGUAUUCACACUCCAAGGAGGGAAAAAAGGCCAAUUUGCGGCAAAGACAUGUGAGGGAUGGUGUCUCUGUAAGGAUGUCCUCACGCCCAUACGUGGCCCCUCACAAAUCCAUGCUCUCUGAUGACCUGAAGCUCAGCAGUGAUGAAGAUGACAGGGACAAGGGAAGCGAGCAAACAACUUCCUGGGCGGAUAAUGACCGCUUGUCAGGCCAGCAGAGGCACACACACACAUAUGACGGAAGGGUGAGACAUUCUAGCUCAGGGUCUUCAGGAUCAGACUCCUCCAGUGAUUGGGAAAGCAACAGCCAGCGAUCACGCAGCCCAAGCCCAAGAACGCACACCCAGUCCAGGACACCAACCCAACAGCAUACCCCAAACUGCAGAACAGAGGUGGAGAGUCCACCGUCCACACAAUGGCAGUUGGACCGGUGGCUUGAGAAAGUACCUAAAGAGCCUCAUUCAACUGACCACGAUCCCGGAGGAGGACAGCGCCUGAGUGCAAAAUCUGGCAGAGGACCAUCUCCGGGAAGAUACUGGGGAAGAGACCCUGAAUCAAGACAGGCUUACAGUCCAUGCGAAAGUCCAGUACCUAGUCCAAGAUUUGAAUAUAGCCCCAGGAACAGUCCUUGCCCUAGCCCUGAAUAUAGUCCAUGCCCCAGUCCAGGAAUUAGCUUUGUGCCAAGCCCAGUGCCAAGUGUGUGCCCAAGUCCAGGAGACAGCCUCAGAAGGAGUCGUAGUCCCAGCCCUUUACCUCUGAACCCUCCCAGAAGCCCCAGUCCAAAUCUCUCAUGCACCCCAGUACAGAGACAACCCUGCAGUACAUAUCCUCAGGUUCAGCAUCCUCAACAGGCAAGUCCCAGGCAUAUUGCACAGCCAACAGUUGUCUCUGAUCCAGCACAUCGUCCCAAAGUCAGGCCAUGGGUGCCUCCGGACCAUAGCACUGUCAAGAGGAAAGAGUCUAGACCCAAAGACUCUAGAUCCAGAGACUCAAGACCUGGUCCUCCCCAACAGCUUCAUUCCAAACACAGCACAACAGCAAAGUCAAACAAAGACCUCACACACAAGUCUGAAGCCAAAAGCUCUGAAUCCACAAGCAAGCAAAGGUAUAACCAAGCUUCUAACUCAAUUCCAAAGCAUCAAUCCAAGCUCAACUUUAGACCAAGCCUUAGCCCAAAACAACAAGCCAGACACUCUACAACUGACCAUAGUAUUGAACAUAAUCACAGAAACAGUGAACCUACAGGAGCAUCAAUCCACAGUUCAACCUCCAAAUUGGGGCAUUCAUCCCAUUUCAGUACCUCUAAGAGCGCUGAACAUGGUCCAACAUUAAAAUCCAGGGACUCAUCCCAAAGCAACGUGAAAGGUCAAUCCACUCACAGCAACAACCCCAGCUCGAAGUCUAAAUCUUUCCCUGAUCCCAAGCUAUCCAGCUCUAAACCAAGUUUCCGACCGAGUGCCAGCCCGAAGCCUAGGGUCAAACUCCCAGAAAACGUCCCAGAGUCCAGAACUGGGCAUUCACAAAAAGAGUCAAAGCCCAGAAAGAGAGAACGGGAGGUCAACAGCCGAGGCAAGGCCCAGGGAGUGACCCUGGUGCCAACCGGCAAGGAGCAGAAGCAAAGGAGACUGGCGGAGGAGCAGCUGAUAAGGCGACGCUGGGUUCGGGGUUCUGAGGAAGACGAGGAAGAUAGGAGAACCGAGGAAGGGGAAAGAGAGAGGAAAAGGAGAAGGAGGAGGGAGCAGGAAGCUCAAUGGCAAGCAGUGCAGCCAAAGCAAAGACCUCAUACAAACAGCGAGCAUCACCCUCAAGUGGAAUUCAACCAACUCAACCUUGAGGCGCAGAGAAGGACGAAGAAAAGGCAGAGUAAAGAGGACAUUUCUUCAUGUCCUCAUGUGACAGACUCUAGCCCUUCUCCUCCACUCUCUCCACCCUCUCCUACUCCUGUCAUCCAGCCCAAACACUCCUCCUCUUCCUCUUCUUCAUCAUCCUCAUCUUCAUCAUCUUCCUCUGAGUCAGACUCAGAGUCUAGUCCACCCUGGAACAUAACCAAAGUCCCUGCAGAUUCAACAUCAAACCAAAAAAAGAGGGGGCACAAAAAACAGGGCAGAAGUACAGGUGCUCACCCCCACAGGCCGAGCUCAGGCAUCACAGAGGCAGAUAAACAAGGUCGGCGGAAACACAAACUCUACACGCUGGUUCCUUUCGGCCGUUCUGAAAAUUCCCCCACUGUCUCACAUCGAGGCCUGAGAAAUCUAGUAGUGACGAUAGACCUCUCGCUCCUGGCCAGAGUUCCUAAUGCAAAUGAGAUUAUAAAGAGACAGUCCUCGUCUUUGUCUUCGUCAUCAGGAAAGUCAAAAGAAAAGACAUUGAUGAGGCAUCUGCACAACUCUGAGCAACUGCCGGGAGAUGGCAGAAGUAAAAGAAAAGCUGAGAAUGGAGAGGCUCAAAGAGAGACUAAGAGAACUCACUCUCAUACAGACAAGCUCCCUGUGGCAAUGAGUAGAGUGACUGAGGAAACCAGCUCUGACAACAAACAAAAUGGAUAUCAGGAAGAUUGCUUUUACACCAAGAGGCCAGUGUCCCCAUUGUCUCCUCCAUCUGACUUAUUGGAGCUUUCGAAGUCCUCAGUGAAUACCCAGCAUGCAGAGAAGUACCACACACUCACAGAAAAAGACAGAGAUGUUACAGGACAGAAAACACAGGUCCAGAAGAUGCUCCCCAAGGUAGAGGUGGAGUAUGUGAGGGUAUCAGGACACCCACAGCCUCUCUCUGGCUCACGAGUUCCUCCCCCAAACCUUCCUCUUCAUAACAGAGGAACUGUGCCUAUCAGUGAUGUCUCUCAUCAUGCUGAGUACUACAUGCAUGAGGCCAAGAGGUUGAAACAUCGAGCAGAUGCAAUGGUGGAUAAGUUAGGUAAAGCUGUGAAUUAUGUGGAUGCUGCUUUGUCCUUUAUGGAGUGUGGUAAAGCCAUGGAAGAGGGACCACUAGAGUCCAAGUCCCCCUACACCAUGUAUGCUGAAACUGUGGAGCUCAUACGAUACGCUAUGAGACUGAAGAGUCACGCAGGCCCUGGAGCCAGUCAGGAGGACAAGCAGCUGGCGGUACUAUGUUUCCGCUGUCUUGCUCUCCUUUAUUGGCAAAUGUUCAGACUUAAGAAGGAUCAUGCUCUGAAAUACUCUAAAGUCCUGCUAGACUUCUUUAAGAGUUCUCCAAAAGCACCUCACAAACCCCCUCCCUGGAACGAUGCUGGAAAGGGUGCUGUACCUACUGCCUCUAUUUGCUCUGCCAACAUAAUGGGAUCUCACACAGGCAGCUCACCGAGCAAUGGCAUCAGCAUUCCCCAGCGUAUCCACCAGAUGGCAGCAAACCACCUCAAUAUCACCAACAGUGUACUGUACAGUUAUGAGUACUGGGAGGUGGCUGAUACCCUUGCCAAGGAAAAUAAGGAAUUUUUUAACUAUCUAAACACACUGACUGGACCCUUGACUCUGCAUAGCAGCAUGACCCAUAUCGUCCAGUAUACCAGACAAGGGCUCCAGUGGAUCCGGAUCAGCGCUAAUCUAUCAUAAUACAGACACACUCAAACUUCACACAUCACUUGUGAAAGCAAAUUCCUAAAGCCAGCUUACCAAAUAAUACUAAAGAUAUCUGCGCUCCGUGGCCAACGUUGGAUGUAGGGUCAAGACAAGUUAAGGUCAGACAGUGCUAAAGCAAAUUUCCCCCCUCAUAUUCAUGAGAGGCAUCAUGCCAGGACUGGGUAUUGAGGAGUGGACAUCCAUCAUUUACCCUACCAAGCAUUAAGUGUGGGAAUAUUCACACCAUGUCAGAAAUAAUAAUGUUUUCCUUGGUCAUGCAGUUCUAAGUACUUCUUUAGAAAUCCUUACCUAACUGGAACUGUAAAAUGUUAACAUUGUCAGCUGAUUCCUUAAAUGCUGCUUCUCCCAAAUGUGCCACAAUUUUGUAUUAGUAUAAUACAAUUAUUAGUAUAAUAAUAAUAAUUUUUUUUUUUUAAGUAGCCUGUAUUCAUUGUUGAAGCCAUCUUUACUGGAUUGAUAUGAUUUUUUUAUAACAAGGUGUUGCAUCAAGCUAAUAAUAAUUUUAAAUGAGCCUUUCAUCAUUUAUUUCCUGACAAUCAGUGCAUACACAAAGUCUCUUUAAAGCACUGUGGAUGUUAUUAAUGUUCUGCUGACUAAACAAAAGUUCUUUGUGCAAUAAGUCAGUCUUUUUACAUGUGAGUGUCAUGUAGAUGUUUUGGUGCUGUUUUUCAAUAACCAUUAUAAAGUUAUGUACUCAGUCUAUGCAAGACUAUUUAUGACAUUGUGAAAUUGUUGUAAAGUUUGAAAUGUAAGAAAGAAACGAGCAAAAUCGGACCUUUUUUAAUUAAAGUGUUUUUACAAAGUAUUGUGGUGGUGGUGGUGAUAAUAUUAUGAUGUUAUUGAUGAUCAUAUACCUUAUUUACGCUAGUGCCAUCUUUGAUUUUUUAUCAUUUUUAAUGGGAAUGACAAUGAGGCUGUAAAAGAUAGACAUAACCUGCAGUCUCUUCAAUGGCACAAAUGGUAUAAAGCUCCUUAGAUCACAUCUGAUUUUCCACAACUCAUGUUUUCUGGAGUUUUUUUUUUUUAUAAUGAAUGUUCUUGGACAGAUGUUUUAUCAAUGUUUUGUCCGUGGAACAAUCUUUAAACUGCAGUACUGAUUUGACACCUAGCUUUGUCCCACAUAGGUUCUGGGUCCACUUUGUGAUAUUCUGCAUAUAUAUAUAUUUGAAUUGGCACAAGUUUUAUGCCAUUUUUAUCUGCAUGUUUUUAGACUUGUGGGGGAAACUGGAGCACCCGGAGGAAACCCAUGCAAUCACGGGGAGAACAUGCAAACUCCUCACAGAAAGGCUCUAGUUGAGCCGGGACUCAAACACAGGACAUUCUUGCUGUGAGGCGACAGUGCUAACCACUGAGUUAGAGUAGAUUUUGUGUAUGUAAAUGUGGCUAUUUACAGUAAUAGGCUUUAUGUGUGGAUCCCUAAACAUCUUUUAAUGAAAUGCACCUGGAUCCUUAAACAAUUGUAUCUUAAAGGUGUAGUUCACCUCAAAAAUGAAAAUCCUAUCAUCAUUUACUCAGCCUCAUGUUGUUUGAAACCUGUAUGACUUUCUUUUAUACAUGGAACAAAAAAAAGAAGCUGUAAAAGAAGAUGUUAGGCGGAAUGGUAGCCUCAGUCACCAUUCAUUUUCAUUGCAUCUUUUUUUCCAGAUUUGAAAGUCAAUGGUCACUGAGACUGUCAGUCUAACAUUCUACCAAAAAUCUUUUGUCUUACACGGAAGAAAGUCAUAUGUGUUUGGAACAUCAUGAGGGUGAAUAAAUGGUAAAUUAGAACAUAAUGUUUGUUCGAACUAUCCCUUUAACUAUCAUAGUUUUGCAGACCGGAGACCUCCAAGUGCAGAGUUGUGCAGAGACGAUCUUUCUUUAAUUUGAAAUGUUCUUUGCAUCUUUGGCAUUGUGAAUAAAGCCAU